This is a messenger RNA of Trametes versicolor FP-101664 SS1, 495 nucleotides long. RefSeq lists its product as uncharacterized. Lineage: Eukaryota; Fungi; Basidiomycota; Agaricomycetes; Polyporales; Polyporaceae. The annotation marks the transcript as partial. The record is from RefSeq and is a predicted model, not a curated record. The transcript has a single exon.
AUGGUGAAAGCGGCAAAGAACAAUGAUGUGAGAGCGGUCGUAGGGGUACCGUCUGAGUCGCUGAGGAGAAGUAUGCCGGCUUGGUACCACCCUGGCACGCUCGAAGGAAGAUGCGUCGCUAACACGGCUGCGAGCAAAUGUCUCAGAGAGAAACACAGGGUCCAGACAGUGGACGAUCACCUACGAAUGGCGGGGAGACUGCACGACGAGUUGAUGGACCAUAGGCGAAGCGACAGCUGCACAUGCGGGGCGUGCCAAAGAGAUCGAAGCGACCUAAGCUGUCAACACCCGCACAGAUGUGCGAUGGCGGCGGACAGAGCGGUGGCAAAACUAGCUCCAAAAUGGAAGCCCGGGGGAGCCAGAAAUGAGGACGGACUGAGUCUGACCCGCGGGCGAGUCCGAUCGAAUGACACUGCGCGAGCGGAGAAUGGGAGGAUAGUCUUCAACCCGAGCUUAACCCAAGGAACCCCCCUGGCGGCCGUUUUUCGUGUGUUU